Molecule: messenger RNA, 2626 nt
Organism: Macrobrachium nipponense
Lineage: Eukaryota; Metazoa; Arthropoda; Malacostraca; Decapoda; Palaemonidae
Product: probable G-protein coupled receptor B0563.6
Exons: 3
Coding region: 485-1534 (349 amino acids)
Biological process (GO): G protein-coupled receptor signaling pathway
Cellular component (GO): membrane
Molecular function (GO): G protein-coupled receptor activity
Source: RefSeq, a predicted model, not a curated record
UCCUUGAAGCGCGAAAGUUUGCUCUUCUCUGUGCUCUCGAAGGUGAUCCAGGUUCUAGGCUGAGGUUUAUGCCAGAGUUAAUUCAUCUCGACUGCAUUGUCCUGUGAAGUGUUAACGUUACAUUUUGUAAUUUGUGAUAUUUUCGGAGUUAAGGCAGUGGUCUUAUUUUGAACCUCGAAGAAAACGAUACGCCCACUUCUUGAAAGAACGCGUAAGAACCAGGGAACACAGAAGAAGCAAAGGGAAAUUUCGAAAGCCAAUCGAAUGUGGUGUCUUGAGUGAAUGGGGGAAUAUAUUUCACCGAGUGUUGUUCACUGGAUUUACGAACGCUUAGUUCAUGGCUAAAUGCUGACCAGAGGAGCUGCUUCUGAUAAUGGUAGGUCCUGACAUCAACGCUAAACGUGUGCGGGGGACCUCAAAGUUUAGUGGAUGAAUAUUUUUGGCAGACUUCGAUGACCUGCUCGUUACGGGAAGAAGGUUCACAAUGCCAGGCCAGUGCUUCUGCUUACACCCGAAAUGCAUCUGCUUAUUCAUGGUGAACAUCUCCCAAAGCAAGUUGCAUCCUUUGGUGGAAUUCUGCCGAUCUACGAAGGAGAUGGAGACGCCGCUCGUCGUCCUCUUCGCCUUGGCUGUCAUCGCUAACGUCGUCAACGUAGCUGUUCUGUCGCACCUUCACCUGAGCGGGCCAAAACGAGCGGUUACUUCCGCAAGGGGUUAUCUCCUGUCCCUGGCUGUUUCCCACUGCAUGAUCGCCGCUGCUGGAAUUGCGAGGCAGUCGCUACCCAGGGACUACCAAGGACUCGGUGCUUGGGCCGCCUUCAUGCUGUACGAGGAGAUCGUGUUCGUGGCCUUGAAUUUCUGCGGGGUCAUUCUCAUCCUGGGGCUCUCAGUCGACCGUUACGUCGCCGUUUGUCACCCGCAUCGAUACGUACCCGCCGACAGUCACGAGCGAAUGAAGACCUUCAUUGCGGUGGCGUACGUUCUACCAGCGAUCUUGUACGUGCCCCACUUCUUCUACGAAGUGCCCCAGCACGGGGCUGAUGAUGUCUGGUUUAUGAAGCCCCACACUUCGCUACAGAAAAUCGUUUGGAAUAUUUGGGUGAUCGCCCUUCAACUCAUCCACAACGUCAUUCCUUGCUUGCUGAUAGUGGCGUUUCAUGGGAGAAUUCUUUACUGUGUUGUGCGUCUAGGACACACCAGAGACUCGAUGACCACCGGCUCCAGAGGCCCUGCUGGACACCAGCGAGAAAAGAGAAUCAUUUACUUACUGUUGGCCCUGACGCUCAACUUCCUGGUGACAAGCAUACCAGGAGCCUUGUUCAGGGGCGUGUACACGUGGCUGGGCGAUUUCUGCUAUUUUAAUCCUGACCACGAGACUGUCAUGAAAGCCUGUUGGUCACUUGAGGUCGUGGGGUAUGCCAGUGAUUCUGUCCUGUACUUUGCAAUGGAUGGGGAAUAUAGGGAUGCCUUUUGCUUCCUGCUGGAUAAGCUAUGCCGUCGGAUCAAAGCUCAGGGAACGAGUGGGAGUGUUUGAUAAAUCUUCGUUAUUUUUUUUUUUUUUUUUUUUUUUUUACAUUCGUAAGGAAUAAAUCAACACGGGUCCUCCCGACCAGCAUGCCAGUGCGUGAGCAAAGAAAUUAAAAGGCCGGAUCAAAAUCAAAGUUAAAAAUUAUAAAAGCAAACAAAUGAAUACCUACGACAAAACAUAUAAGUUUUAUUCAAGUUGUGAUAUAAGAAGAUGGACCAGAGUAGCAUGAUGUGAUAUCUUGAGGAAAAGAGAAGAUAUCAAGUGCACACUAGGGACGCAGUUUCCAUUCACUGGUUAGCUAGCUAUUAGGCCUCAUUUGUCAGCCACAGUGGCUCUCGCCAGAUCAAUCAUAUAAAGUUUGCUAAGCAAGUGUCACUUGGGUACCUAUGGAUAGACGCAACCAAACUGUGGAACGUAGACUGUGAGAAAUGUUGAAUAUUGAAUAUUACGUUUUUCUCUGAGUGUCAGUAACGGUGAUAAAGGUGAAUGAAUGGUAGAGUUUCAUUCACUCAUGCGUAGCUCUCCAGUCCUGUUCAUUGUUUCAAGUGCAGUGGUUAAAUAAAAAGGCACGUCAGAGACUGCAAACCUUGUGCGUCUAGUUUAAACAGAAGGCCUUGAGAACAGAUGAAUUUGUCUCGACAAAAUUUGGUGGAAACAAUCGCGGGAUCGCUUGUCUAGCUGAAACAUUAUUAUAACUCAUGAAAGAUGAUAGGAAAUAAAAAAAUAUAUCACGUUGAACUGACUUUCGCGUUUUAUCAUCCUGUUCAUGAGCAGUGAAAACAGUCUCUGACUAUUGCAUAGACAAAAUGUAUGAAAAUCAGGCUUUGAAUCUGUUAUGUAUGCACUUUAAAGUGUAUGCCAUUUAUGUCCAAUAAGUGUGGAAGUUUGGCUAAAGGAAAUAAGUGUAUGUGCUUGUAUUGGGAACACAAUAGCAUUACGAGAAGCCAAACGCAUCACUGCGUCUAAGAGGAGUAGUACGAUGGUCCACCAGAUUCUUAACGUUCUUCUUAAUAAAUCAUGCUUAUAUUUCGCUGUUAUUUGUACAUUGUGAUGUAAGUAUAACCUUUCAGUAACAAUCAACAUAUUAUAUAUAUAUAU